UAAUAUCCAUUAACUGCGUGGAAGCUGGACGCUUAGGGCUAAGAACAACACUAAGGUGUAAAAUAAAUGGAAAUCUAGUAUCCGAAAUAAUGUUUAUUCGCCCGGAUAAUAACGUGGUGAUCAUGUGUAAUAAUACAAAGUGUUUCUUGGAAGAUAAAUUCGAUCAUAAGUAUUCCGGUAUGGUUGAUUCGCCUUCGCAACGUACAUUGACAAUGAAGUUCUUCGAGCCAGACGUUGACGCGGGUGAAUGGAAAUGCAUGGAUAUAUUGGUUUACGGAGUUUCCUCUUCGUGUGUGAAGACCGAUGCAAGGAGCAUAACAUACAGUGACUGCGCAGAACCUGGAAUCGAAGGGCAAAGAACAACAAUAAGUUGCUGCCGAAGGAAAGGAUGGUGCCUGUGUCCAUGUAGCAUCAACUUCAGUGGUUAUCUUCUGGACCGUAGCAGGCCUGACCAUAAAUCAGCUAAACAUGAUCGCCAUGGUCUUUUAUUAAUUCACAUGCGCAAGACAAGAGUCAGAAAGUAG
Molecule: messenger RNA, 524 nt
Organism: Gigantopelta aegis
Lineage: Eukaryota; Metazoa; Mollusca; Gastropoda; Neomphalida; Peltospiridae
Exons: 5
Coding region: 90-524 (144 amino acids)
Source: RefSeq, a predicted model, not a curated record